AUGUCAGCAGCUUUCAUUGUCUCCGUCAUUGCUGGCGGCAUCAGCUGUGUCGCUUUAGUAUGGCUGAUACGUGGUCUCGCCGACUUCAUCCCUACUCGCUACAAGCCAGCUGAGAAGCCUCAGGAUGAUCACAUUCAGGUUCUUGUCGUUGGCGAUGUCGGUCGCAGUCCUCGCAUGCAAUACCAUGCCUUGAGUGUUGCCAAGCAUGGUCGAAAUGUCGAUAUCGUGGGUUACAAAGAAACCGCAAGACACCCAGAUCUAAUUGGGAACCCUCGGGUCACUAUGUAUGCGCUCCCACCGCAGCCAGAAGUGCUCCAAUGGGAGACUUUACCAUUCUUUCUCAAUAUUCCUCUCAAGGUCCUUUGGCAGUUCUGGGGUUUAUUCCAUACUUUGAUGUAUGAAGCCCCUGCUGCUAAAUGGAUUAUCAUCCAGAACCCUCCAUCAAUUCCCACAUUCCAUGUUGCCCUCAUGGUCUCCCUCUUCCGAGGCAGCAAGCUCGUAGUAGACUGGCACAACUAUGGCUACACCAUUCUUGCACAGAACAAGUGGUAUUAUAAGCCACUGGUCCCCGUGUAUCGUUGGUACGAAACUAGCUUUGGGCGUUAUUUGGGAGACGUCAACCUCGCCGUCACCGAUGCUAUGGCCCGCCAGCUAAAGGUGAAGCCUUUCAGCGUAAAACGUCCUGUCUACACGCUGCACGACCGACCCGCGGAGGUUUUCCAACCUAUUCUCUCAAAUGCAGAGCGCUUAGCGUUUUUGUCUCGACUUCCAGAGACCAAGGACAUUGCUAAAGAUAUUGUAGACGGCGCAGUUCGUCUGAUUGUCAGCAGCACUUCGUGGACUCCAGACGAGGAUUUCGGCCUGCUUCUCGAUGCUCUGGUGUCCCAUGCCAGCUCACAGGAGGCAUUGCCCAUUCUCGCUAUCAUUACUGGAAAGGGACCACAGAAGGAACAUUACCUGGAGCGAAUACAAACGCUCCAAGAAGAAGGAAAACUCCCGGGUGUCCGUGUCAUAACAGCUUGGCUCUCCACAAGGGAUUACGCCUCACUCCUUGCUUCAGCAGACCUCGGUAUUUCGCUGCACAAGUCUAGUUCAGGCGUUGAUCUUCCCAUGAAGGUGGUAGACAUGUUUGGCGCGGGUCUUCCUGUUGCGGCCUACGCAGCUUUUGAGAGCUUCAGCGAACUUGUUAAGGAAGGGCAAAAUGGCUGCGGUUUCGAAACCUCGUCCGAGUUGGCGGACAUUCUCAUGCGACUGCUAGGAUUUUCUGGACAAGAAGAGCUGGCUCAUUUGAAGAAGGGUGCCGUUAGUGAAGGUGCCUUGAGAUGGGAUCAAGAAUGGGAUCGUGUAGUUGGAAAAGUCAUUGGGCUUGUGGACGAAGAAAGCACUUAG
Molecule: messenger RNA, 1389 nt
Organism: Fusarium sp. VM40
Lineage: Eukaryota; Fungi; Ascomycota; Sordariomycetes; Hypocreales; Nectriaceae
Source: the annotation of a GenBank genome assembly